GAAUUUCAAUGUUUCAUGGAACUGAACCCGAUUUUUCUAGGGCUUCGAUUUGUGAAUACUGUUGAUUUCCCAGAUCCAAGUUUUCACUUUUACUUAUGUUUGCAGCAAGAGGAUGAAGAGAUGCUUGUGCCGCAUUCGGAUUUUGUGGUCGAGGGUCCUCAGCCCAUGGAAGUUGUUCCUGCAGAAACAAGUAAUACAGCUGAAGUGCAGUCAGAUGAUACCCCAUCUGCACGGUUCACUUGGACAAUUGACAACUUCACGAGGUUGAACAACAAGAAGCUGUAUUCUGAGACUUUCAACAUUGGAGGAUAUAAAUGGCGGGUGCUUAUAUUUCCAAAGGGGAACAAUGUGGACCAAUUAUCAAUGUACCUAGAUGUUGCAGAUUUUGCUAAUUUGCCCUAUGGAUGGAACAGAUAUGCUCAGUUCAGUUUGGCUGUGAUCAACCAAAUUCAUAAUAAGUUCACAAUAAAGAAAGAUACACAACAUCAAUUCAAUGCCAGAGAAAGUGACUGGGGUUUUACUUCUUUUAUGCCACUCAGUGAUUUAUAUGACCCAAGUAGAGGUUAUCUGGUGAAUGACUCAAUUCUCAUUGAAGCUGAUGUUGCUGUGAGAAAGGUUGCUGAUUACUUUUCACACGACUCAAAGAAGGAAACUGGUUAUGUUGGACUAAAAAACCAGGGGGCUACUUGCUACAUGAAUUCUCUUCUGCAGACAUUGUACCACAUUCCCUAUUUCAGAAAAGCUGUGUACCAUAUGCCGACAACUGAGAAUGAUAUGCCAUCAGGGAGCAUCCCCUUAGCUUUGCAGAGCUUAUUCUAUAAACUUCAGUAUAGCGAGACUAGUGUAGCUACAAAAGAGUUGACUAAGUCAUUUGGGUGGGACACAUACGAUUCAUUCAUGCAACAUGAUGUGCAAGAACUGAAUAGAGUAUUGUCUGAGAAGCUUGAAGAUAAAAUGAAGGGUACUGUUGUGGAGGGUACUAUUCAACAACUUUUUGAAGGGCACCACAUGAAUUACAUAGAAUGCAUCAAUGUGGAGUACAAGUCUACUAGAAAGGAGUCCUUCUAUGAUCUCCAGCUUGACGUUAAAGGGUGUAAGGAUGUUUACGCGUCCUUUGAUAAGUAUGUAGAAGUUGAACGCCUUGAAGGCGAUAAUAAAUAUCAUGCAGAACAAUUCGGUUUACAGGAUGCAAGGAAGGGUGUUCUGUUCCUUGACUUUCCUCCUGUUCUCCAACUUCAAUUAAAACGUUUUGAAUAUGAUUUUAUGCGGGAUACGAUGGUAAAGAUCAAUGAUCGGUAUGAGUUCCCAUUACAACUUGAUCUUGACAGAGAUAAUGGAAAAUAUUUAGCACCUGAAGCUGAUAGGAGUAUUCGGAACCUGUAUACACUACACAGUGUCUUGGUUCACAGUGGUGGGGUGCACGGUGGACAUUACUAUGCUUAUAUUAGACCGACCCUCUCUGAUCAAUGGUACAAAUUUGAUGAUGAACGUGUGACAAAAGAAGAUUUGAAAAAGGCAUUGGAAGAACAGUUUGGUGGUGAGGAGGAGCAGUUGCCGCAAACAAAUCCUGGAUUCAACAACUCGCCAUUUAAGUUCACAAAAUAUUCAAAUGCUUAUAUGCUCGUGUAUAUACGUGAAACUGACAAAGAUAAAAUAAUAUGUAAUGUUGAUGAGAAGGAUAUAGCAGAGCACCUUAGGGUUAGGUUAAAGAAAGAACAAGAAGAGAAGGAACUAAAGAAAAAAGAGAAAUCAGAGGCUCAUCUUUAUACAGUAAUAAAGGUCGCUCGAGAUGAGGAUAUUCGGAUGCAGAUUGGUACGGAUGUAUAUUUUGAUCUUGUCGACCACGAGAAAGUUAGACAUUUUCGCAUCCAAAAACAAUUGCCUUUCAAUACGUUCAAGGAAGAAAUUGCCAAGGAGUAUGGUAUCCCUGUACAAUUUCAACGUUUCUGGUUGUGGGCAAAGCGACAAAACCAUACAUAUCGCCCAAAUCGCCCAUUGACACCUCAGGAGGAAGCUCAAUCUGUUGGCCAAGUAAGAGAGGUAUCUAAUAAAGCAAACAAUGCAGAGCUAAAACUGUUUCUGGAAGUAGAACUUGGACCGGAUUUGCAUCCAAUUCCUCCUUCUCUAAAGACUAAAGAGGAGAUUUUGCUCUUUUUCAAGUUAUAUGAUCCAUUGAAAGAGGAGUUACGGUAUGUUGGACAUCUAUUUGUGAAGGCCAGUGCUAAGCCAACUGAAAUUUUACCAAAGCUGAAUGAAUUAGCUGGAUUUGCCCCAGAUGAAGAAAUUUCGCUCUUUGAGGAAAUAAAGUUCGAACCAAAUGUGUUGUGUGAACACAUAGACAUGAAGCUCACUUUUCGCAGUUGUCAGCUUGAAGAUGGUGACAUCAUUAGCUUCCAGAAAUCUCAUGGUGAAAGUAAUGAGCAAUGCCGCUACCCCGACGUUCCUUCAUUCUUGGAAUAUGUGCAUAAUCGUCAGGUUGUUCACUUCCGAUCUUUGGAGAAACCUAAAGAGGACGAAUUUUGUCUUGAAUUGUCAAAGCUUCACAAUUAUGAUGAUAUUGUUGAUAGAGUGGCCCAACAGUUGUCCUUGGACAAUCCAGCCAAAAUAAGGCUAACAUCACAUAAUUGCUAUUCCCAACAACCUAAACCACAGCCAAUCAAGUAUAGAGGAGUUGAGCAUCUAUCAGAUAUGCUUGUCCAUUACAAUCAGACUUCAGAUAUUCUCUACUUUGAAGUGAUGGAUAUUCCGCUCCCAGAACUUCAAGGCUUGAAAACACUAAAAGUUGCUUUUCAUCACUUAACCAAGGAUGAAGUAGCAGUUCAUAUUAUUAGAUUACCGAAGCAAAGUACUGUUGGGGAUGUCAUUAAUGAACUUAGAACAAAGCAGGUAGAGUUAUCUCAUCCAAAUGCUGAAUUAAGGUUGCUUGAAGUGUUCUAUCACAAAAUAUACAAGGUUUUCCCAACCAAUGAGAAGAUUGAGAACAUCAAUGAUCAAUACUGGACGUUACGUGCAGAAGAGAUACCAGAAGAGGAGAAAAAUAUUGCUGCUCAUGAUCGUUUGAUUCAUGUUUAUCAUUUCAUACGAGAUACUACUCAGAGCCAGGCGCAGCAAAUCCAAAACUUUGGGGAUCCAUUUUUUCUAGUUAUCCAGGAGUCUGAAACACUGGGUGAAAUUAAAUUAAGAGUUCAAAAGAAAUUGCAGGUCCCAGAUGAGGAGUUUUCUAAGUGGAAGUUUGCAUUUAUAUCAUUGGGUCGACCUGAAUAUCUUCAAGACUCUGACACUCUUUCCAACCGAUUUCAGAGAAAUGUUUAUGGUGCUUGGGAACAGUACCUUGGGUUAGAGCAUGCUGAUACUGCUCCUAAAAGAUCAUAUGCAGCUAAUCAGAACCGACAUACAUAUGAGAAGCCUGUCAAAAUCUACAACUAGAAGAUCCGAAAAGAAUCUCCUCCCCCAUCCUCAUGUUUGCCAUAUUCAAUGGUUGGAGGCUCUUUUCAUGAAACUAGCUCCAAUAUCCCUUUUUCUCUCUGCCUGAGGUUACAAUUAUUUUGCAGUAGUGUAAUUUUGAUCAAAGGGGUGAUGAGGUGUGUUAGUUAUUGACCAAGCAUAAAACUUGGUUUCUUCACGAGCCAAUAUGAUCCCGCUUUUUUCUUUUUGUUUUUUUUCUUUCUUCUUCCUUCUUCGUCAGUGGGUGAUGAUACUUGUUCCCUUUGAGAUUGAAAUGGCUAUUACAAAUGUAGGAAUAUAUAUGAGAUUUUGGAGAGAAUAGUGUAUAGGGGGUAUAGGUAUUAUUGUGGUUCUUGAGUGUUGUUAUUGGCUCCUAUUUUUCCUUGUUCAACAAUUCUCUUUCCCCUCUGGGCUAUCUCAUAUACCUACUAUAUAGAAACAUUUAAACAGCCAGAGGAACUGUAUAAUGUUUGUUUGAUUCUGUUAUUAGUUUCUGGAUUGUCCUGAGUUUGGGAGGAAUUUCAAAAGUUUUUUUUCUUCUUAUAAUAUGAUAUUGAUUUCAUCU
Impatiens glandulifera is the source of this 4009-nucleotide messenger RNA. Its product is annotated as ubiquitin C-terminal hydrolase 12-like. Gene Ontology annotation, molecular function: cysteine-type endopeptidase activity; protein binding; cysteine-type deubiquitinase activity. Gene Ontology annotation, cellular component: cytosol; nucleus. NCBI's taxonomy places the organism in Eukaryota, Viridiplantae, Streptophyta, Magnoliopsida, Ericales, Balsaminaceae. Gene Ontology annotation, biological process: regulation of protein stability; protein deubiquitination. The record is from RefSeq and is a predicted model, not a curated record. The coding region runs from base 16 to 3426 and encodes 1136 amino acids. The transcript is spliced from 31 exons.